Stereum hirsutum FP-91666 SS1 is the source of this 1125-nucleotide messenger RNA. RefSeq lists its product as uncharacterized. Gene Ontology annotation, molecular function: coenzyme A diphosphatase activity; acetyl-CoA hydrolase activity. The record is from RefSeq and is a predicted model, not a curated record. The coding region runs from base 69 to 953 and encodes 294 amino acids. Lineage: Eukaryota; Fungi; Basidiomycota; Agaricomycetes; Russulales; Stereaceae. Gene Ontology annotation, biological process: coenzyme A catabolic process. The transcript is spliced from 5 exons.
CGCCACCACAGUCGGCAUAUUCAUCUCUCGCAGCUACAACGUGUUAUUAUCCAAACAGUCUACCAUAAAUGCCGCACGUUGAAAUGUCGCGAGACGCCACUACAUUCACCAUCCCGCCGUCUGCGCUCGAAGGACUUUCAGCACGAUCUAGAGAAUGUAUUGAACGAUUGAGGCUACAUCAAGCCGACAGUGUAGACAUAUCGGCGCAACCAUCUUCGAAGCUCGCGGCCGUUCUCGUACUGCUCUACGAACGAGCGGGUGACCUUCGCGUGCUCCUCACCACGCGCUCGAAGACUCUGCGCUCUCAUCCUGGUCAGACUGCACUGCCGGGUGGCAAAGUGGAUGACACAGACGACGAUGUACUCAGCACGGCGUAUCGAGAAGCCCAUGAGGAAGUCAACCUCCCACUCAACUCUCCUCAUGUCCAUCCGAUUUGUGUACUCCGACCGUUCGUCUCCGCCUACAAGCUCAUCGUAACGCCGGUUGUGGCCUUGCUCGACGACCUAACAGUAUUAGACGGAUUGAAGGCAUGCGAAGGGGAAGUCGAUCACAUAUUUGACCAUCCAUUGGAGGCGCUGUUGGAUCCUGAGCUUGCCAGGAAAGAGAAGCUUGUUCCGCGAGGUAGUGAGCAUUGGCCGUAUGAAGAAGAAUUACAUAACACAUCGGAUAAUCAGGUUUCGUGGCUGGGUGUCUAUCGUAUGCACCGGUUUCGCAGUACUGCUUCCCCUGUGAAAGGGCUGACCACGGAUAUCCUCAUCAUGACGGCCGAGAUUGCAUAUGAUAAACAGCCAACUUACGAGCGCUGGCAUCCCAGUCAGCUUGGAUAUGGCGCGGUCGAUCAUGUAUUGAAGGAGGCCAGAGAAGCUCUACAGGGGAAUGGGCAUGCGGCGAGCAUUGAAGGCGCCGUCGCCUCUUCUCCAUCUACCCCGGCAUCUGAAGCAGCGGCAACAUAGUCCAGGGAGGUUAUUUCAAUUGGGCCAACACUAUGAUGGGAAUAUUUAUUCGACUUGUGUGCCAAUAUCAUGGCCAACUUGGGCACCGUGUGGAUGUUUUAUUGGCAGGAAAUAGACUAAAUUACCAAGAUUUUGAUGUCUGUACGCUUCUUCCGUGCAAUCCACUUGUUUU